Messenger RNA from Oncorhynchus gorbuscha (pink salmon), 3408 nucleotides. RefSeq names its product gastrula zinc finger protein XlCGF17.1-like. The transcript is spliced from 2 exons. NCBI's taxonomy places the organism in Eukaryota, Metazoa, Chordata, Actinopteri, Salmoniformes, Salmonidae. The annotation marks the transcript as partial. The record is from RefSeq and is a predicted model, not a curated record.
CUGAAUGUCAACAUUAAAGAUGAAGAAGAGGAGGAGAAGAUUGGAGACCAUGUUGAGACAUUCUCUACAUCCAGAGAGCAACAGCAGGAAGAUCACAGAGCUAAGAAGUCUCACCACUGCCCACAUUGUGAGGAGAUUUUCCCAAUUCUAUCAAAGCUAAAAAUUCACCUUAAAUCACACACUGGAGAGAAUCUGUAUCCCUGUACUGACUGUGGGAAGAGAUUCACUACAUCGAGGUCUCUGACAGUUCAUCAGAGAAUACACACAGGAGAGAAGCCUUACUCCUGCUCUGACUGUGGAAAGAGUUUCUCUCGACUGGGCAACUUAAAAACACAUGGAUGUAUACAUACAGGAGUGAAACCUUACUCCUGCUCUGACUGUGGAAAGAGUUUCUCUCGACUGGGUGACUUAAAAACACAUGAACUUAUACAUACUGGAGUGAAGCCUUACUCCUGCUCUGACUGUGGAAAGAGUUUCUCUCGACUGGGCCACUUAAAAACACAUGCACGUAUACAUACAGGAGAGAGGCCUUACUCCUGCUCUGACUGUGGAAAGAGUUUCUCUCGGCUGGGCAACUUAAAAACACAUGAACGUAUACAUACAGGAGUGAAGCCUUACUCCUGCUCUGACUGUGGAAAGAGUUUCUCUCGACUGGGCGACUUAAAAACACAUGAACAUAUACAUACAGGAGUGAAUUCUUACUCCUGCUCUGACUGUGGGAAGAGUUUCACUCGACUGGGCCACUUAAAAACACAUGAACGUAUACAUACAGGAGUGAAGCCAUACCUCUGCUUUGACUGUGGAAAGAGUUUCUCUCUGCUGGAAAACUUAAAAAGACAUGAACGUAUACAUACAGGAGUGAAGCCUUACCCCUGCUCUGAUUGUGUAAAAUGCUUCACAACAUCAGCUGACCUAAAAGUUCAUCAGAGAACACACACAGGAGAGAAGCCUUACUCCUGCUCUGAUUGUGUAAAAUGCUUCACCACAUCAACUGACCUAAAAGUUCAUAAGAGAACACACACGGGAGAGAAGCCUUACUCCUGCUCUGGCUGUGGAAAGAGUUUCUCUCGACUGGGCCAGUUAAAAAGACACCAAGUUAAUCAUAAAGGAGAGAAGCCUUAUCACUGAUCUGACUGUAGAUUUAUUUUUAUUUUUAUCAACAGCUGAGCUAAAAGGGUCAUCAGAGAACACACAGAGGAGAGAAGCCUUACUUCUUCUCUUAAUGUGGCAAGAGUUUCUCCCGAUUGGGCAAUGUAAAAACACACCAACAGAUACACACUUGAGAGAAGCCUUAUCACUGCACUGACUGUGAGAAGAGAUUAUACAGAUUGGUGUCUUUUUAAAUGGCCCAAUGUAUACAUAAAAGAGAGAAGUCUCAUCAGUUUUCUCAGACCAGCUAAGAUUAGUCACUCCACUUAAUUCUCAUCCCAUAAAAUAAUUGGCAACUUUGAAUUGGAUCAAAUGAAGAAAGCGUAGAACACUCUUGUAAUCCUAUUGUUUCUCACUGUGAGAACUAUGCAGAAAGAAGGGAGCAUUAUAUAAUGGUAGCCUCUUCUCUUUACUGAUCAGUGUGCACCUUGUCAGGUUGUAUGUUUUGUUAGCUUCUACUGUAAAGAUAUUGAGACCUUGGAUUGCAAUUAUGAUGGAAUAUCCUCCGUGAGGCGUCUCACUAUGGAGUCUGAUGGUUGACUGGGUGGUGCUGCUUCCCUCUGCAGUUUUCUGUGGGAAUAAGCUUGUAUACACAUAUACUGAGUGCACAAAACAUUAAGGACACCUGCUCUUUCCAUAACAUAGACUGUUUCUGUACAGCACUUUGUGACAUCGGCUGAUGUAAAAAGGGCUUUAUAAAUACAUUUGAUAAAUUUGAUUGUUUGAAGUCCGAGAUCAACAUUCUGGUCCUCCCCUGUGGAAGCCAGACCCCUUCCCAUUGUUUCUGUGUGUAUGAACACAUUUUGAACAAUGGCUUCCUAAAAUGCUGUGGUGUUUACUAACACAAGGUUUUGGUAGAUGUGGACCAUCACAGCUCUUCCACAGCUCUUCCACUCUGAACAAUGGCGCAGGGAAAGGGUAACGCAAGCUUCCUCUCUGGUUCCAUUCCCCAAUAGUACGUGGAUCAUACUUGAAUUGUGGUAGUAAUAUUGUCCCUGGACUUUGGUACCAUAGCAAACACUUAAAAAUGUUUGUUUUUUUAAACCCAAAUACAUUUGUUUAAUUUCACAUUUAUUUAAAUAUGAAAAAUGUCCUUUAAACUGUAUAACAUUAUUAGUAUGUAUUGUAGAACAUACUGGGGGUUAAUAGACAUGUAGAAGUGUAGUGAUAUGUAUUGAGUGGAUACAUAGACAUUUAAAUGAUUUAGCAUGCUAUCAAUUAAACAAACACAUGUUCUGUAUAUAUAACCCAUAGGAUGAGCAGUAGAAUGUAGAAUAUGUAUUUUUCAUUAGCGGAUCAAUCAGGUUCCAUGCAGUUAUCCAAACACAUUCUUCAUCAAGGAUGAAAAUAAUACAUCUAGCUUUAAAAGACAAUGUAGUAAACAUAUGUAGUAGUUUCAACGUAUGUAUAUCAUUAAACAAAAGUCGUUUAGGGAAAGGUGAAAUUUACACAAUUGUUACCCGGAGGAAAAUGAGGGAGUGUCAUGCUUUUUAGAUUUCAGUCAAGGGGAGGGUUUAGUAUUUUUUUUUCAAUUUAGUUCAGGGAGUGUCAUGUAAUUUGCAAUCAAUCAAACGUCACAUUGCUCGGGGUUUGAGAAUUAUUUGCUUAUUAUAUCUCAUGAUGCCCCUCCCUGAUUCUCUGCUGGGUGAGCAAUAUCAAGUGUGGUCUCAAUAAAAUGAUUAAGUUCUGAACGAACAGAGUAGAAACUCAAAUGGACAACUAGUAAAAGCACACACCAGAUUCAUUCAACCUACGCGAUACGUCAGCUGCAAAUACAACAUACAAGUCACACACGGACAUAGUUAUACGUUGCACCACUCACCACCUCCAAGAUAAACAAUCAGUCUAUUUCUCAGAGGACCUAGGUCUGUUCUUUUCACUGGGAUUGUCAUGGCCCUGCCUGAGUCCAGAGCAGCGUGAGUGGAGAGGUGUGGGAGAUAGGACUGUUAGUGUCGUUGGGGUGGAUCCCUCCUCCCAGAGGUUUCUUCUCUCUUCCAACAUGUUCCAUAGACUAUACUAGCAGGCCCAGGCUAUACCAAGACCAUGCUCGGAAAAGAACCGUGCAAAGUUAUAUUUAUGAAAAAAUGUACUUUCUUUCCAUAGUUUUUUGUGUACGAUGGCACUUCAGGAGGCGAGGCUGCAAAAAUACUAAAUAUCUGUGUGCUUGGACUAAGUCUACUGUCCUGUUCAGUUUGAGAAGAUGAGGAAAACUAGAGCUAUGGCUAAAAUUGAUUUGAAUAAAAAGAAUGUUUAAUUGUU